AUGUCUAAUCAGGGAGACUAUUACUCGUAUAUUUAUAUACCAGUAAAAUGCAACAAAGAUAUUAAAAAAAAAUGUGAAUUUUGCUUUGGCCUCUUGCACAAACUACUAGAAAAACAGCUGGGUAUAAGCACAAAUGAUAACGAUUCAUCUAAUUCUCAAAAUAAAAAAAAGGAAAAGGAAAUUAAAAAACAUAUUUUUUACCAGCUAUAUAAAUUAAAUGAUGAUCAAACAAAAUUUAAACAAGCAUCACAAAACAAUUCUAUGGAUAUGUUACAUAUAACCAUUGCAGAUUCUUUGAAAAUAAAGAGGCAUAUGAUUGAACCGUUUAUUGAAAAAAUACGAGAAAACCUAAAAACCCAAAAAUGUUUUUACCUCUUCUUUAAAAACACAGUUGAUUUAUACAAAAGCCAAAAAAACGACAAAUAUUUUUGUGCUUAUUCAGUAAAAGAAGAAGACCAAGAAAUCCAUUUAAAUUCCAUAAUGGAAAAAAUUAACCGUAUACUAAGUGAUUUUGGUUUAAGUGAUAUUUUUUCUACUAAUAGAAUCUGUCAUAUGUCAUUAGCAUAUACCGAUAUAAGUUUAGAUGGACUUAUACAAAAUAAUAGUUUAAAUAUAAAUGAUAAUAUUUGGUUUGAUAUAAAUAAAAUAAUUAACUAUAACAAUGAUCAAGCUCAAAAUGAGGUUAAUGAUUCAAAUGAGUUUUAUAUAUACGUUAAUUCUAUUUCUAUUCGCGUAGGAAACCAAAUAUAUGAAAUACCAUUCAAUACUAUUGCUGGGUAUUCAUAUGAACUAUGUACAGAUGAUUCAUAUAAUGAUAGCAGUUCUAGUGAGUAA
Messenger RNA from Plasmodium vinckei vinckei, 834 nucleotides. Its product is annotated as U6 snRNA phosphodiesterase, putative. Lineage: Eukaryota; Apicomplexa; Aconoidasida; Haemosporida; Plasmodiidae. Bases 1 to 834 code for a protein of 277 amino acids. The transcript is spliced from 3 exons. Gene Ontology annotation, molecular function: 3'-5'-RNA exonuclease activity. Gene Ontology annotation, biological process: U6 snRNA 3'-end processing. Gene Ontology annotation, cellular component: nucleus. The record is from RefSeq and is a predicted model, not a curated record.